GGAUAAAAUCUUUUAGACUAAUUUUUAUAUUAAAAUAUUCCUUGAGAGGCCUCAAAAGUUACAGUUCAUGGUACAGCACUUCGGCAAAUGGAAGUAGACGACGUGAAAUCCACACACUAUUUAUUUCCACUUGUUUAAAUAAGGCAGACAACUGCAGCCAUUCAGACAAAUCAUCAAACACAUUGUGUGCGUGUUUCUCCGAUGAAACUGAGGCAUAUUUCUUCAUUCAAAUUCAAGCUCUUCAAACCAUGCAAGAGAAUCCUCCACCUCUUCAAGUUCCGCCUCCGGAGACCCGUCUGCAUCAGGCCCCUUCAUUCCCGCCGCCGCCACCACCGGAAACCCAAAAUCAAGAGUAAAUUACAGGAAGGGUGCAUCUCAAAGAUGCAGUCUUUCUUGCACUCGCUGAGGGAGAAGAGAUCGGAGAAGACGGGCCGAGUGGCGAUGCUGACGACGUCGAGUUAUUCCGACCACAGGGCGCCGCACUCGUCGCCGCUCACGCCGGCGUAUGUAAGGAUGGGUGGGCCCCAUAAAAGAGAUCGAGCAGUAGUGGCGAUACCAGAUGAUGAUGACGUGGAAGAUGCGUGCAAGAGUUUCGAGAAGUAUCUGAUAGAGAUGAUCGGAGAAGAUGGGAAGAUGAGAGAUUUGGUCGACGCAGAAGAGCUUCUUGAAUGCUGGAAGAAUCUGAAUUCUCCGGUGUAUAUUGAUUUGGUCUGCAGAUUCUAUGGGGAGCUCUGCAAAGAUUUGUUCUCCAAUAGUUCAUGACAAUUGUUUAUUUUUAAUGUAAAUUACAAAAA
Molecule: messenger RNA, 794 nt
Organism: Erythranthe guttata (spotted monkey flower)
Lineage: Eukaryota; Viridiplantae; Streptophyta; Magnoliopsida; Lamiales; Phrymaceae
Product: transcription repressor OFP17
Biological process (GO): negative regulation of DNA-templated transcription
Source: RefSeq, a predicted model, not a curated record